UAUUUGGUCACACUGAUGGCGAAUCACAAACACGAAGAAGAUUAAUGGAAUUAAACAUAAACGUUGUUGUUUUCAUUUUGUAUUCUAUGUUGGUUUUAUAUUUACAGUUUUUUGUGAAUAAGUAUACAGAAAUAGUGCGCCGUCUUUAAGUUAAUAUGCUGGGCUUGCAAAA
Drosophila busckii is the source of this 172-nucleotide messenger RNA. RefSeq lists its product as uncharacterized. The coding region runs from base 45 to 149 and encodes 34 amino acids. NCBI's taxonomy places the organism in Eukaryota, Metazoa, Arthropoda, Insecta, Diptera, Drosophilidae. The record is from RefSeq and is a predicted model, not a curated record. The transcript has a single exon.